AUGAACAGCCAAGAUACAUUACCAUACUACAAAGCCGAAGGCAGCCAUGCAAUGAGCAUGUUUAAUACUUCCAUGGGGAAACUGCAGCAACAACUGUACAAGGGGGAGUACCCUAUAUUCCAUUAUGCACCAGUGUUUGAGAGUGACUUUCUACAGGUCAGCAGAAAAGGAGAAGUGAUUGAUGUGCACAACCAGGCCCGAAUGGUGACUGUGGGCAUCGUUCGUACCAGCCCCCGCCUCACACUACCUGAUGUCAUGCUGCUGGCCUGACCAGCUGCUAUCUGUGAUGACUAUAACAGACAUGGCCCUGCCACCCAGGAAACAGGUAAAAAGCCUACACAGAUCUUAGAGCUAACCAGGCUGCUUCCCUUGAAGUCUGUAAAGAUAUCCAUCCAUAACAGUAAAAAACAACAGCUCCACUUGAAGUUUGCCACUGGCAAGCUUCAGCUGUGUCCCCCUUCAGAUACAAGAGAUCUUUUUAUUCAGUGGGAAAACCUCACUUACAUCCUGAGACCACCAGUGGAGGCUUAGAGCAGCACCCAGGUCAUUCCAGCUAGGGACACUCUGGACAUAACUGGGUUUGCGGAAGAGAGUAAACGCCCAGUGGUAAGCACUCUGCAAUCUCUAAAAGACGAGGCCAAGGUGCUUAGGGAGAAGAGCUAA
Molecule: messenger RNA, 663 nt
Organism: Physeter macrocephalus (sperm whale)
Lineage: Eukaryota; Metazoa; Chordata; Mammalia; Artiodactyla; Physeteridae
Gene: GARIN6
Product: golgi associated RAB2 interactor family member 6
Exons: 1
Cellular component (GO): nucleus
Source: RefSeq, a predicted model, not a curated record